Dovyalis caffra is the source of this 279-nucleotide messenger RNA. The record is from the annotation of a GenBank genome assembly. Lineage: Eukaryota; Viridiplantae; Streptophyta; Magnoliopsida; Malpighiales; Salicaceae.
AUGCAAAUAAAGUGCAGUCACGCCUUUCAGCGAGACCCUUCUAAGUAUGGUGCUAUUUUUGAGAUGACUGUUGGAGGUUCUGUCAACUAUUCCAAAUUUCAGAUGCCAGAAAAUUUCUCACUUGGAGUUCCUGGCUAUAGUUGCGGACAGGCAAUUGAUGCGAUUCCCACCAAGUACACAAUAGAUGGAGGCCGAAGUCUGCUUUCUACAAUGACACAAUUGUUACUUGCCCCAGAUGCAGCAGCGGCUGCCAAGGACAACCUAGAGCACGAUGUGUAA